AUGAGGUUUUUCUCACUCCCCCUCGCCGCGAAGACGAAAGCAGCACACCCUUGUGGACCAAAGCCACAUCGCGGAUACAGCUACAUCGGGCAGGAGAAGUUGUCCAAGGUUAAGGACUACGAAAAAGGCAAUCGAGAUGCUGUCGAGGUUUAUGACGUAAAGGUAUCCAUUCUAGCGCCUACUUCGUCCUCCUUCUCCUUACGAGCAACUAUUGGACUGACGUGGUUUCUGCAGGAAUCGUUUGACCAAGGCCCCGUACGCGAUGAACUGUAUCCGAAUAGAUGGCCAGACGAAGAUGAUAUUCCAAAUUUCCGAGCGUUCAUGGAACGUUUAUACGAACGCUGCCACCAAAUUCAUCAACAGAUUCUUCAGGCCCUGGCACUUGGCCUUGGCCUUGGCCUUGCAUUCUUUCGGGACAUGUGCGACCACAACACGUCAGAACUACGCUUGAACCACUACCCCGGGUGCGAGGCUGCCAUUCUGCACAAAGGUGCAAAGAGAAUAUCUGAGCAUACAGACUUUGGUACAGUUACACUGCUCUUCCAGGACUCCGUUGGCGGCCUAGAGAUAGAAGAUCAAGAUGUUCCGGGAGACUAUUUCCCUAUACCCUUUGAGAAUAAGGCAGAGAUGAUUGUCAACAUUGGUGAUUGCCUUCAGCGUUGGUCCAACGACAAGUUUCGCGCGACGAGCCACCGUGUAGUCCUCCCUCCAGGGUCGAGUGAUGCCUGGGUUCGGGACAGAUACUCAGUGGCGUAUUUUGGGAAGCCUAAUCGGUCACAGGUUGUAGGCACUCUGCCUGAGCUUCUUCCAGAUGGCGCAAAAUCCAAAUACAGCAACAUCACCACUUGGGAGUAUAUUGACGAGAAACUAAGUUUAACGUAUUAG
Molecule: messenger RNA, 885 nt
Organism: Venustampulla echinocandica
Lineage: Eukaryota; Fungi; Ascomycota; Leotiomycetes; Helotiales; Pleuroascaceae
Exons: 1
Coding region: 1-885 (294 amino acids)
Molecular function (GO): dioxygenase activity
Source: RefSeq, a predicted model, not a curated record